CUGAAGCAUGCUACAUGGAACGGGUAGAUCUUUCUGCUCAUGGGUUUUAUAUCACCCCUGAUAUUGGGUUUGAUUGGAUUGCUGGCAAGGGAAGUCCAUUUAAUUACUUCACCUAUGGAGCCGCAUUUGCAGAAGUUGAGAUUGACACCCUAACGGGGGAUUUCCACACAAAGACAGCUGAUAUAGUCAUGGAUCUUGGCUAUUCAAUUAAUCCAGCAAUUGAUAUUGGCCAGAUUGAAGGAGCUUUCAUCCAAGGUCUGGGUUGGGCUGCCAUGGAAGAGCUAAAGUGGGGGGAUGACAACCACAAGUGGAUCCGCCCUGGACACCUUUUCACUUGUGGUCCUGGCUCUUACAAAAUACCCUCUGUAAAUGAUAUACCUCUCAAUUUCAAGGUUUCACUGUUGAAGGGCGUCCCAAAUCCAAGGGCCAUCCAUUCAUCCAAGGCUGUAGGAGAGCCGCCGUUCUUCCUUGCCUCCGCCAUCUUGUUUGCGAUAAAAGAUGCGGUCGUCGCAGCCAGGGCCGAGGAGGGUCAUCUUGACUGGUUCCCCCUCGACAACCCGGCAACACCUGAAAGAAUACGGAUGGCCUGUGUUGACUCCAUUACGAAGAAAUUUGCUAGCGUAUAUUACCGUCCCAAGCUUAGUGUAUAGUGGUUACUGCCACGGUAGGGGAUACACAGAAUGUAAAAUGACUACGUGUUAUGUGUUGUACAGCCCGGUGCCACUGUGUGCAAAAUAAAAGUAUAGGUAAUGCAUCAAUUUAGGAAAUAGAAAUAAGAAUACCACAUACUUUCGUUACCUGGACAGUAACACCAGCAAAAACAGUAUAUACAGUUCAAACUUAUGAGGAUUGUGGCUAUAAUUUGUUACCUGGACAGUAAGUUGAAUUUC
Molecule: messenger RNA, 890 nt
Organism: Lolium rigidum
Lineage: Eukaryota; Viridiplantae; Streptophyta; Magnoliopsida; Poales; Poaceae
Product: xanthine dehydrogenase-like
Exons: 3
Coding region: 15-650 (211 amino acids)
Molecular function (GO): oxidoreductase activity; iron ion binding
Source: RefSeq, a predicted model, not a curated record